CGGGCGUCUCGGCCUCACCCCCGUCCUCCCCCCCAACCCCGUUCAUAGCCCGUGAGUGCCCCGGGUCCCCGGACAGAGCGGUAGGAAGCCGGGCCAGUCGCCUUUGGUUCUCUCUUCCGUUCCCCGCCCCCCUCCUUGAAAUGAGUGCGUUUCUGUUACAGGGGUGAAGGCAAUGAGUGAAAACGAGAGUGCCAGCGAGGAGGACUGGCUGGCUCUGAGGCCCCAGGAACCUUCUCCAUCCCAGUGCUGCGGCAGCGGCUGCAAGCCCUGCAUCUACGAUGUGUACGACAAGGAGCUUGCACAGUGGGAGAGAGCCAAAGCAAUGCAAGACAAAAGCCUUCUCAUGGGAAAGAAGGAGCAGAGCAAUAAUUCAGAGCUGAAUCCAGAUACAUUCACUGCAUUCAGCGUGAGCUCGGUGGAGCAGCUGACAGAGGACACCUACCAGUACAAAUUUGAAUUACCAGGAAAUAGCAGCCUGCGAUUGAGUUUAGGACAACAUAUCGUGUUAAGAGGAGUGGUGAAUGGUUUGGAGGUCCAGAGAGCCUAUACUCCAAUUAGCCCCAGGAAUGCAGAAGGUUACUUUGAAGUUCUAAUUAAAUGCUAUGAAGCUGGGCUAAUGUCACAAUACAUUAAAACAUGGAAAAGAGGAGAUGUGGUCUUUUGGCGUGGGCCGUUUGGAGGGUUCCCAUAUCAACCUAAUAAGCAUGGAGAACUCCUCAUGCUGGCCUCUGGCACUGGCCUUGCACCAAUGAUUCCCAUCCUCCAGUCCAUAACAGAUGAUGAAGAGGAUGAAACCUUUGUAACUCUUGUUGGCUGCUUCCCUACCUUUGACAAAAUUUAUUUAAAACCUCUUCUGCAGGAUUUGGCUCGGUACUGGAAUAUUAGAAUAUUUUAUGUCCUAAGCCAGGAAACUUCGCUGGAAAAACUUCCUUGGAGCUACCAGGAAAACACAUACACUGGUCGUCUCAAUGAAGACUUGAUGAAGACAAUAGUAAAUUCCUGUCGAAGAAAGCCAUUUGUAUUAAUUUGUGGCUCUUCUGCAUUCAAUGAAGAUAUGAGUAGAUACUUGAAAGCUGCAGGAAUUGAAGAAGAUUCCUGUUUUGUCUUUUAGCAGUACGUUCCUGACCUGAGGAACCUUAGGCUGAGCCUUGGAUGUCCUUGUUUCUUUGCAGACAUUGCACAAAAUGGGCCUGCUCAGAAGACUGAGCUCCUUGGAACAACUAUUUGUUGAUCCUCACUCCAUGGUAUUUUAAGGAACAGGUGCCAUUCCAGAGUGGCUGGUACAUGGUGUGCCACCCAUGCCUGAGGGACCUGCAUGGCAAUUUUAAUGGAAGUCUUCAAGUGCAAUUUUAAGAGAGAGAUCUCCUAAGGGGGUACUAGAAAGCAUCCAUGCACACAGCUCUGCUGUAAUGUGAGAAUUGGUCCUCCUUGCUUUGCAAUCUAUGUUACUCUGCAGUGGUGUUGUGCCCUGUUAGGUGUCCAGAGGAGAGAGAUAAUCCUCGGGGAUCCUUGCCAGAUCAAGGGGCAGCAGAGUUGAGAUCACUUUGGUUCUGUUAUGUGCAGGCUGAUGUCACGUAAGUCCCUUCAAUCUCACUGUGCCUCAGUUGCCCCAUUGUAAAUUAAUGCAGAGAAAGUGGCACUGAUCUCUGAAAACAGCCAUUCCAAGUAUAUAUGGAAAGUGUAUCCAUAAGGAUGGAGUGAUACAUUCUGUCUAGUGAGAACCUGGGCAGGCUGAGCUCCUGUCCUGGCACAGGCCGUGUUACCUACCCUGUGCUUAGCCCUAGAAAUGCUACCUGGGGACACAAAGAGCAUGUCCUAAAUCUGGGAGGGCAUGGCUGGGUGGUGGCUGCUGUCUGUCAGGGAGGAUGGUUAUUUGCUUUGGUGUCCCCUAAGUGUUGUAUCAUAACCCUGGCUCAUUAAAUUGAACCUCUUUACAAAUAAA
This is a messenger RNA of Haemorhous mexicanus (house finch), 1942 nucleotides long. RefSeq names its product NADH-cytochrome b5 reductase-like (gene CYB5R5). The transcript is spliced from 7 exons. Lineage: Eukaryota; Metazoa; Chordata; Aves; Passeriformes; Fringillidae. The record is from RefSeq and is a predicted model, not a curated record. Bases 173 to 1111 code for a protein of 312 amino acids. Gene Ontology annotation, molecular function: oxidoreductase activity.